AUGCAGCCUCUUUUAUAAUCAGAAGAUCCUUCCACCAACAUAAACAGGGAUCCUCAUGGUUUCGGAUUGUCAUAGGCUACUUUUGUGAACGAUUAAGCCUCUGACAUUCAGAGAAUUUAUGAAGAUUUGUACACCAAAGUCAAAAAUGGAGAUCUCAAGGGAGUCAGGUAUCUCCUUGGAAUUAAUGACAAUGAUUCCUUUAGCCAAAUGCAACCAAUCAAUAUUCAAAAAAUCGCUGAUGAAAAAAAAAAUACCUUGCUCAUGCAUGCUGUUUGGAAAGAUCACACCAACCUUUUUACAGACUUAUUAAAAUAUUCCUUAAAAUCAUUUGGUGAGUCUGAUACCAAAUAAUGGGUCACUCAAUAAAAUGAAUCUGGAAAUCAAUGCAUGCAUCUAGCCACUCAAAAAGGCAAUAUAGCAAUUCUUGAUGCAAUUCUCAAACUAGGAAUCAAAUUGGAUGCCAAAACCAGGCAAGGACAAACAACUCUCCACAUAGCGUCAUAAUCAGAUUAACCUAUUAUGUUAUACUAUUUAGUUAAAAUCGCGCACGUUAAUAUUGAUAUAACAGAUAAUGAUUAUAGCACUGCUUUGCAUUAAGCCAGUUACUAAGGUAGUGAAUAAUGUGCUGCUUUGCUUCUAGCUUGGGGUUGUAAAAUUAACACUAAGAAUAUUUAUGGUUGCACUCCUUUGCAUGUCUCAGCCAUUAGUGGAGAAUACAAAAUCACUAGAAAGUUACUGCUUUAUAAUGCCAAAACAAGAUUAAAAAAUAAGUAGGGGAAGACUGCUUAUGAAUUGUCUGAAUAAAAUGAAUUCUUAACUAUCAGCUAAAUGAUCAUGGAAUACUAGGAAGGGGAUAUCAAAUGCAACAAUCUAUUUGGAUAGAAAAAUAAACCGAGGAUUAAUCAAAAGACUAGAUUAUAAAUGUACGCUUUCAUUUUCAUGUUAAUACUCAAUCUAAUCUACUAAAUUCUUUUCACAUUGGGAAAUAAUGUGUUUGGUUACAUAUAAAUCCUUUUAGACAUAUUUCAAAUCUGUUUAUUUGUCUACAUCAUUAAUUCUGAUCCUGGGUAUCAAGUCCAAUAUAAAAAAGAAGGUCAAAUAUUUUAUUAGAUUCUACAGAAUAAUCCCAAGAAAUUGGAAAUUUGUGCAGAAUGCGAAACACUUAAGGCCAAAAGAAGUCGUCAUUGUGAUUUCUGUAAUAGAUGUAUUAUGGUCUAUGAUCAUCACUGCCCAUGGAUAAAUAAUUGCAUAGGGGCAAAAAACCAUUUUGCAUUCAUGAUGUUUAUCUGGAUCACUUUCUUAACAAUUGGAUUUCAAUUGUUUGUUUCAAUUGUAUUGUUCAUCAAUAUUAUUUGGAAAUAAUCUUAUAUUGGAAUACUCUCCUCAAACUUAGGUUACUGGGAUACAUUUGAUUUUUUAUUUAAGUCUCUAACCGACCUCAGAAAGUACUUGAGCCUUUCCAAAGGCGUUUAGAUUGAGUAUAUAGUCUUGGAAUUAUUAAUAACCUUGAUGUUUUUUGUGUUAUUGAGCCAUUUACUAUGCACAUAGUUUAAGAAUAUGUAUUAUAAUAGAACUACCUUUGAGAGACUUAGCAAAAAAUACAGGGGAUUUAAUAAUUAGUAAUCAAGUUUACUAGAAAGUAGUUACAUUGAAAAUGAAGUUAGCAAUUCAAAUUGCUAAAGGAACUGUUCCCUUUUGCUAUUUCGGAACAAAAAUUCUCAGGAUUACAAUUACGUUUACCAUGAUAAUACAAGCCUUACAACAGCAAUAAUUUCCUGA
Molecule: messenger RNA, 1779 nt
Organism: Paramecium tetraurelia
Lineage: Eukaryota; Ciliophora; Oligohymenophorea; Peniculida; Parameciidae
Exons: 5
Molecular function (GO): palmitoyltransferase activity; protein binding
Source: RefSeq, a predicted model, not a curated record